CCACGUACAAUGUGUACCGUGACCGCUGUGCAUAACGUUUACCAUCGCAACCGCCAAGCAAGCCUCAAUUGGCACGCUGCUGACCUUAGAUUUCUCUCGAAACGCAUCUCCACCUAUAUUUUCAUUUAAUUGCGAGGGGACAGACCCCGAGCCCCGCCGAGGCCGCCCAGAGGUCGUGUGGCGCACAUGGCACGGCGGCCGACUGCGCAUGGCAAGUGGCGAGUGGCAACUGGCAGUGUUUACUCCCGCCGCAUGUCCUUCCUUACCUCCGUCACGUAGCACUUUGUUUUUGUUUUCACUGCCUUUCCUUAUUCAUAAAGCAUGUCGAAUAAGUACCCGGUGCAGGACAGGAUGCGGGAGAUGUCGAAGCAGGAGGAGAUCCUGCUGAAGAGGAAGCGAGAGAUCGAGAGGAAGAUGAAGGAGCAGAAGCAGGCGGAGGCGAAGGCGAGCAGGACGCCCCCGCUGCCCAAAGUGCCAGCGCCUGCCACGACCUCAGCCUCGGUCACGUCUCUGAGUGUCCCCAGAUCUUCCUCAGUUCCAAACAAGUUCAGCAAUGAUGGGAGUUUUUUUGAGCAAUUCAAAAAGAUGUCAGGGCAGCAGACAGUAGGAAUUAAGGAGGAAGGAGACUCGUCUGUGAAGUUCAAAAGUUCCUUACCAUUGUCAACAAAGUCCAAAGCAUUAAACCAAGUCCCCCCACCUAAGCAGUUCCAUCCAGCCAUUUUUUCUCCCGAGAAAAAAAGUACAUUGUCGCCCAGUCCAGAGCCAGUAAAGGUUAAAACUGAAUUUGAUAUUGAAGAAAAUACCUCAUCUAUUCCUGAAUCAGUAAAAAAUGAAGCAGAUCAUCCUGAUUGGUUUAAGGAUGCCUUGAAGAGAGCCCAGGAAAAAGCAAAACAGUUAUCUCAGGCAAGCAGUUUCUCUCUCAGCUGGUUCCAGUGAAGAUGACAGUGGCAAGAGCCUUGACAGAGAGGAACAGCAGGUUAAGAGGAGGAAGAGUCGCUGGGAAGACUCCUCCCCUACCAAUGUGCCUCCUGUGCUGCCUGCGCAAGCUGCUCCCAUCGCAGUCCCACCCCCAAACACCAAGUUGUGAAUUUACCCGUA
This is a messenger RNA of Penaeus vannamei (Pacific white shrimp), 1098 nucleotides long. NCBI's taxonomy places the organism in Eukaryota, Metazoa, Arthropoda, Malacostraca, Decapoda, Penaeidae. The record is from RefSeq and is a predicted model, not a curated record.